Telopea speciosissima is the source of this 908-nucleotide messenger RNA. Its product is annotated as tetraspanin-10. The transcript has 11 exons. Gene Ontology annotation, biological process: auxin-activated signaling pathway. The coding region runs from base 95 to 889 and encodes 264 amino acids. Lineage: Eukaryota; Viridiplantae; Streptophyta; Magnoliopsida; Proteales; Proteaceae. Gene Ontology annotation, cellular component: plasmodesma; plasma membrane. The record is from RefSeq and is a predicted model, not a curated record.
AAUCACUCUUCCAAACUAGAUAAUCUCUAUUGAACUCCCAAAAUCUCCGAUCUCUCUCUCUCUCUCUCAGCUUUGAACUGAGAAGAGAGAAAACAUGGCAGGAACAAGUACCUUUGUGAUCAGAUGGAUCAACUUUCUCACUAUGCUAUUAGCUGUAGCUGUAAUUUGUUUCGGGGUAUGGAUGAGCACUCACCAUGAUGGUUGUCGAAAAUCCCUCACUCUCCCUGUUCUAGGCCUUGGUGCCUUAAUCCUUCUCGUAUCUAUAAUUGGUUUUUUGGGCGCAUUGAAGGACGUCUCCAUUUUGUUAUGGAUGUAUUUGGUGAUGUUAUGCUUGAUCUUGGUGGCAAUUCUGGUAUUCACUGUUCUAGCGUUCAUCAUAACAAACAAUGGAUCUGGGCAUACAGUGGCUGGUCUGAGGUACAAGGAAUAUCAACUUCGAGAUUACAGUUCCUGGUUUAUAAAAGAAUUGAACAACACCCGGAACUGGAAACAAUUGAAGAGUUGUCUUGUGAAAUCUGAAGACUGCAAUAAUCUGCCCAAGAAAUAUAAGACCCUUAAACGGUAUAAAAUGGCAGAACUUACGCCCAUAGAGGCUGGUUGCUGUCGACCACCAUCGGAGUGUGGCUAUCCUGCUGUAAAUGCUUCAUACUAUGACUUGAGUUUCCACCCCGUCAGUUCUAACGAGGACUGCAAACUUUACAAAAAUGCGAGAGCUAUCAAGUGCUACAAUUGUGAUUCUUGCAAGGCUGGGGUUGCACAAUACAUGAAAAAAGAAUGGAGAGUGGUUGCAAUCUUUAAUUUGGUUCUGUUUGUUGUUUUGUCAAUGGUCUACUUUGUGGGAUGCUGUGCAAGAAGAAAUGCCGGCGGGAGCCGUUCAUCCAAAAGUUGAAAUGACCCCCCCCCCCCCC